This is a messenger RNA of Astrephomene gubernaculifera, 4320 nucleotides long. The record is from the annotation of a GenBank genome assembly. NCBI's taxonomy places the organism in Eukaryota, Viridiplantae, Chlorophyta, Chlorophyceae, Chlamydomonadales, Astrephomenaceae.
GUAUAACACUCAUACUAUCUGACAAGUGAUUUGUUGUAAGCGCUGGAAAGCGGUCUGCUUGUUGGAGCAAACUUACGGUUUUCGCGCGGAAGAUCUGCCGUCAGUAGUUGACUGAUACAGAUAAACCUAAUGCUUCUAUCACAGAAUUGCCUAAUUUCGCGGCGAGUGAGUGGUUUGCCUUCUCGUCCGUUGAACCGCAUUUCGCCAUUCUGCCAACCGCGGACCACAAGCCGACCAGGACCAGGCAGAUCAGCUGCAAAUUGUGCUGAACGUCUGCAAUGCGCUGGAUUGCUGGGCUUUGGAAGCCUUACGUCUGCAAGCGCGAGCUCACAGCGCCCGGUGGUCAUCGCUAGGUCCAUGACGCCAUCGGACUCGUCUACUAGCGCGCCGACCGCGGGAGUACUGCGGGUUCAUUAUGUUCGAAAAGAUCAUAACUAUAAGGGCUGGGGGCUCCACGUGUGGGGCGACACACCCCGCACCACCCAGUGGCAGCAACCCCUCAGACCCACCAGGGUGACCGUGGAGGGCCUGCAAUGGGAUCUGCCGCUGCACCCCGGGGCCCGGCGGGUGGGGGCGCUGGUGCACAAGGGGGAGCAGAAGGCGGCGACGGGAGAGGUGGACGUAUCAGCUGCUGCGGCUGCAGCAGCAGCACAAACGUCUGCAGGCGCGGGCAGCAGCGGCGGCAGCAGCAGUGGCAGCGGCGGCAGUGGCAGCAGUGGCAGCAGCAGCAGCGGUGCGGGUGUGGUCCAGGAGGUGUGGCUGGUGGGGCUGGAGCACGGAGUCCACCCCGCCCCGCCCGACCUGACCCACGUGUCGGCUGGCUCCGUGAACAAGCAGGCGGCACACUGGGUUGCCCCCGACACGCUGCUGUGGCGGCAGGCCCCGGAUGACCCUGCUGGCCCCCGCACCUUCCGACUGCACCACCACAAGAAGGCCUACAUGCACAUCACAGGUGCGGGAGUGCAGGGCGCGGAGGACAGCUACGAACUCACCCCCGAGGGCAGUGCAGAGGCCUUCCAGGCGGCCGUGAAGCGCUUCCCGCAUCUGUACGGGUGUACGGCACUGAGGGUACCGCAGGAGGCGGUCGACCGCAUUCCCGAGCUGGUAACGGGGCAGUUGCUGGUUUCCGUACAUGAUGCCCGGGGGGCGGCUCUGGACUCGACUGGCGUGCAGAUCCAAGGGGUGUUGGACGAGACACUGGCGUACGACGGACCCCUGGGUGAUCACCCGGAUCCAAGUACGGCAGGACAUGCCAUCACAGUGUGGGCGCCCACCGCCCAGGAUGUGAAGCUGCUGCACUACCGGGAGGCUCGAGGCGGUACGGCGGAGGUGUUCCAGAUGACCCGUGGGUCGGGCGGCACCUGGACGCUGCCCCGCCCCGCCGACUGGCUCUGGAGCUACUACACCUUCCAGGUCUCCGUCUACUGCCCCUGGACCGCGCGGUUCGAGACCAAGGAGGUCACCGACCCUUACAGUCGGGGCCUGGCAGCCGACGGCGCCCGCACCCAGCUGGUGGACCUGGCCCACCCCGCCACACAGCCCCCCGGCUGGGUGGGGCACGCGGUGCCGCCGCCGCUGCUGCAGUGGACCGACAUCUCGCUGUACGAGCUGCAUGUGCGGGACUUCAGCAUCACCGACAUCUCGGUUCCGGAGCCCCUCCGCGGCAAGUACCUCGCCUUCUGCCCCCACCGCAUCUCUCCAUCCGCCUCCGCCUCCUCUUCCACCUCUGCCGCUGCUCCUUCCCAAGCCGCCUCCUCCGCCACCUCCCCGGCUCCCCCCCUGUCCGCGGGUCUGGCCCACCUCGCCGCCCUGCGCGCUGCCGGCAUGACGCACCUGCACCUGCUGCCAACAUACGACUUCGCCACCGUGCCGGAGCGGCCGGAGGAGCAGGGGGCCGUGCAGGAGGACCUGUCCCGCCACCCGCCUGACUCCCCCGCCCAGCAGUCCGCGGUGCUGGCGGUUGCUGACCAGGACGGCUUCAACUGGGGAUACGACCCGGUGCACUGGGGGGUGCCGGAGGGGUCGUACGCGACGGAGCCGGACGGGGUGGCCAGGAUCCGCGAGUUCCGCGAGAUGGUCCAGUCGCUGCACGGCCAGGGCUGGCGGGUUGUGCAGGAUGUGGUGUACAACCACACCUUCGCAAGUGGGCCCUUCAGCAAGUACUCUGUGCUCGACAAGCUGGUCCCCGGCUACUACCACCGGCGCCACGAGGACGGCUCCAUCGCCGACUCCACCUGCUGCAACAACACCGCGUCCGAGCAUGUCAUGUGCGAGCGGCUGGUGGUGGAGGACAUCACACACUGGGCGCGGAACUACAAGAUUGACGGGUUCAGGUUCGACAUCAUGGGCCACCUGAUGAUGAGCACCAUGGACAAGAUCCGGGCCUCCCUGGACGCACUCACACCGGAAAAGGACGACGGUGUGGUGGGUCGCUCCAUCUACCUGUACGGAGAGGCGUGGGACUUCGGCGAGGUGGCGGGCAACCAGCGGGGGCGCAACGCGGCGCAGAUGAACUUGGCGGGUUCGGGUCUGGGUGCCUUCAACGACCGACUGCGGGAUGGUGCACUGGGAGGUGGCCCCUUCGCCCCGCCGCAAUUCCAGGGCCUGGUGACCGGACUGCUGCUAGCGCCCAACGCUUCCAACGCCUUCGCCUCCCCUAACCAGCCCACCAGCAGCGCAGCAGUGACCCACGGGUCGGCUGCCACCCAGGCCCCCGCGCAGGGCGGUGCGGCGGCUCAGCGCGCCGAGCUGCUAGUGCUGAGCGACUGGGUGCGCUCCAGCCUUGCGGGCAACCUGCGGACCUACCCGCUGCACCUGUGCGACGGAUCGGUGCGCUGCGGGGAGCAGGUGUUGGCUCACGGUUUACCGCUGGCGUACGGCGGUGUGCCUCACGAACACGUGGCAUUCAUCGGCUGCCACGACAACAAGACCAUCUUUGACCAGAUUGUGGAGAAGUCGGCGAUCGAGGAGUCUGCGGAGGAGCGCGCGCGCAUGUGUCUGAUGUGUCUGGCGCUCAUCACCCUCAGCCAGGGCGUGCCCUUCAUACACGCGGGGGAUGACCUGCUGAGGUCCAAGAGCCUAGACAGGGACUCGUACAACUCGGGCGAUUGGUUCAACAGGAUCGACUGGACCGCCUGCUCGCACGCCUUCGGCUCCGGCCUGCCGCCCCACACCAAGAACGGAGGCGCCUGGAGCUACAUGCAGCCGCUGCUGGCGGCGGCGGAGCGCAUCCGGCCCAGCAGGGAACAGAUGAUGGCGGCCACGCGGAUAUUCCAGGCCCUCCUCCGCGUGCGCUACUCCUCGCCGCUAUUCCGACUGUCCUCCACCGCUGACGUCAUUCGACAGCUAUCCUUCCACAACACCGGGCCGGAUCAGGUCCCCGGUGUUAUCGUAAUGGAGCUCAAGAGCGCCGAAGACAGCAGCGGCACCAGCGGCAGCGGCGGCAGCAGCGGCAGCAGCAACAGCGGUGUGUACGAUUCCGAGUACGAACGCCUGGUGGCGAUCUUCAACUGCGCUCCGUACGGUAACGAUAUGCCGUACCCGCCGGAUGUACCGCAGAGUGCCAGCCUCGAGCUUCACCCGGACCUGGCGGCAGUCGGCGACUCGCGACUCUCCGCCUCCCUCGCGGACAACCAGGCACGCCUACUACGAGUCCCGGGGCGCACGACAGCCGUGUUUGUGCAGCGGCGGCAGCGCUAGCGGCGGCAGUGCGGAUUGGGCGGCCGCCACACUACCAGUAGAUACGGCAGGCAUUUAGCCACCAUGGCAGCCGCAUGCAGCGACGUUAGUGGAUGAAUGUCGUACCGCUAGGCAGCAGCAGUAGCAAACUAGCAAUAACAUUACGGUCAUGCAUGGGAUAGACAGGAGUAUUGUUGCAUGUGGGACAUGCGACGGCAGUAGUACGGCAGUGUUAGUGUAUUAUUGUGCGGAGUUACCUAUGAUGGUGCUGAUGCUCGUUAUUGGUUGGCUUUCGUUGGCGCAUUGUAGAUAGCUUACUUAAGCACCGGUAUGUACUCUAGGGAGCGUGUGUACGGUUGCCAAAUCGGUUGUCUAUAUAACUUUGCAUGGUCACAUAUAUUACUGGUAGCUGGUAUGUGGGAUGCAUAGCAGUCGAUGUACCCUAGUACGACAUGCCAGCAGUAUACGGCUUCAACUGAGGCUUUUUACCACGGCCCAAAUCUCUGUCGUGUUGCCCUUGUGGUUUGCACCAGCCUGCCUGCCAUGCAUGUUUGGACAGCAAUGUGUAUGUCCACCAUGCGCGGCAUGGGUCGUCACUGGGAGCGUUGAGGCGAGGAAGUGGUUGUAAGAGCCACUGGCACA